This is a messenger RNA of Trichoderma reesei QM6a, 978 nucleotides long. RefSeq lists its product as uncharacterized. The transcript is spliced from 4 exons. Lineage: Eukaryota; Fungi; Ascomycota; Sordariomycetes; Hypocreales; Hypocreaceae. The record is from RefSeq and is a predicted model, not a curated record. Gene Ontology annotation, cellular component: small-subunit processome; nucleolus; box C/D methylation guide snoRNP complex. The coding region runs from base 1 to 978 and encodes 325 amino acids. Gene Ontology annotation, molecular function: rRNA methyltransferase activity; RNA binding; histone H2AQ104 methyltransferase activity. Gene Ontology annotation, biological process: box C/D sno(s)RNA 3'-end processing; rRNA methylation.
AUGGCUCCCUUCAACGCUCGAGGUGGUGGUCGUGGCGGCGGUGCCCGCGGAGGAGCUCCUCGCGGUGGUCGCGGCGGCUUCAGCGGCCGUGGUUCUUCCAACGGUGUUAGAGGCCGAGAUCCAACAACAGGCGGCGGUGGUCGCGGUGGCCCUGGAGGUCGCGGUGGACGAGGUGGCCCUGCCCGUGGUGGCCGAGGUGGCCGUGGCGGUGGUCGCGGCGGUGCUGGCGGCAUGAAGGGCGGUGCCAAGGUCGUCAUUGAGCCCCAUCGUCACGCUGGCGUCUUUGUCGUCCGUGGCGGCAAGGAGGACGGCAUUGCUACCCGCAACCUGACCCCCGGCGAGUCCGUCUACGGCGAGAAGCGCAUCAGCGUGGACGAGGAGGUCAAGAACGAGGACGGCACCACCACCACCACCAAGGUCGAGUACCGACUUUGGAACCCCUUUCGAAGCAAGCUCUGCGCUGCCAUUGCCGGUGGUGCGGAUGACAUCUACAUCCGCCCUGGCUCCCGCGUGCUGUACCUCGGUGCUGCCUCUGGUACCUCCGUCUCCCACGUUGCCGACCUCGUUGGCCCGACUGGCUUCGUCUACGCCGUCGAGUUCUCCAACCGCUCUGGCCGAGAUCUCAUUGCCAUGGCUGCCAAGCGACCCAACGUCGUCCCCAUUGUCGAGGAUGCCCGUCAGCCCGUCCGCUACCGCAUGGUCGUCCCCAUGGUCGACGUCAUCUUCGCCGACGUUGCCCAGCCCGACCAGGCCCGUAUCGUUGCCAUGAACGCCAACUGGUUCCUCAAGCAGGGCGGUGGUGUCCUGAUUUCCAUCAAGGCCAACUGUAUCGACAGCACAGCCCCCGCCGCCGAGGUCUUUGCCAGCGAGGUUCAGAAGAUGCGUGCUGAGUCUAUUAAGCCCAAGUACCAGCUGACCCUAGAACCUUUCGAGCGUGACCACUGUCUCGUCGCAGGUAUCUACAUGCGCAACGAAUAA